GUUGUCUGCAACUACUAGUAUUGUUUCAACCCGAAAUUUGCUGUAUAGUAGCUGUGAGUAUUGUUCCAGUGCUCGCUAAUGCAUUAGCAUUCACCAGCAAAGUGAAUGCAUUUUCAGUACUGGGAGCUAGCUCAGCUAACAGAGACUCUAGUAAAGUUUCCGGCGUGGAAGCUGGGAGAGUCAAGCACUGUGCAGAGAGGUGAGCAAUACUGAUUUCUAUGGAUCUGAUUCGGAGGACUGCAUCUUCACUGGACUUUUCUGCUGCAUGCUGAGUUGCUGGGGACCGAGAGACUGGUGAAGAGUGAUCAACAUCCUGCAUCCAUCUUCCUUUAUCAGCCGGGACCAAAGGACAGGUUCAUUACCAGACGGAUCCAAACUUUUGGGAGAGGUACCACACUCCAACUGUUCCACAUCAUAUCAGGCCUGCAACGGGGGAAUUUUGGUUUAUUUUUAACUUUAUGCCGGCUUAGAUGUGAGUUAGGAAGUGUGGGCCCACAUAUUUUAAUUAAGUUGGACAAUUGAAACUGAAACUUUAUUACAGAGAGAAAUUUAUUUUUAUUUUAUUUUUUGAAAACAUCUCAAUUGUUUGUUUGUUUGUUUUGCUCAAUAUAAGUUCAAAGUUCAUAAAGUGUUGUGAGUUGUUUGGUUAUUUCAAAUCAUUAGAUAAGAAAUAAGCAGAUUUAAGACUGGAUUAUAACCCUGAUUCUGAUUUCCUUAGGUUGUGUUUAAAGUUGUUACUGUCCUCAGAGGUAAGUCAAACUCAAGUCAAAAAAGUAAAUAGAGUUUAAGGGGUUUUUUACGAACUCAGGGGCCCUUACCUACUUCAAUGGGGUAUAGGUGGGCUACAUAAAUUGGAGGCACCGCUGGGAUUAUUUCUGUCUUGAGUUAUAGAUAGGCUAGUUAAAAUAUUUUUUUUACUGUGAUUGUCAGGGCAAAAGCAAGAGAAAUGCAGCAGGCUGGGAUUUUUGUGAAUAAACUGAAGAACUGGUGCAGAGGAGAAGGCUUGGAUGAGAGCCAUGCGUUAUUGACAAAAGUUCCCCAAAAUACAGAAAUCGCACAAAUAGAAGAGACAUUGCAGACUUUGAAAUGUCUUGGGCGUGUGCGUGUAAGGGGAAGAAUGUUGGAUGAAUCUACAGAUCAGAUAUUAGUGCUUUGUGAGUGCAGAGAAAGGCUCACUAAUGCUGAUCUGCCAAACGAGGUACUAUCUUCAGAUGAGUCUACAGCCUGGCCGAUAUUCAUUAUUUCAGAAACUUCCAGCGAUGAGGGGGAUUUUAGAAGUAAACUAAAUGCUCUUUUGCACGCAGAAGGGAAGACUGUUGAUGAUGUGCAGGCUCUUCUAGCAGAACCAGAACCAGUUCCCUCAUCCACCGAGUCUCUCAUUCGUGCUGUAAGUGAUCUACUGGAUAAAGCAACCAAACCUGCAGAAAAUGGAGGAUAUCGACGUCUGCGUGUCUUCUCAGGCAUCACACCUACUCCUGUUGGUGAGGAACAAUUUGAUCACUGGUUAGAGCAGGCCUACAUGAUGGUGGAAGUGAGUGAAUGUUCCUCAAAAGAAAAAAGACGGAGAAUAAUGGAGAGUUUAAAGGGUCCUGCUUUAGAAAUUAUAAAAGCUGUUCGUCUUUCUGAUCCUGAUGUCACCCCUGAAAAGUGCUUAGAAGCUCUUGAUAGUGCAUUUGGAAUGGCAGAGUCAGGAGAUGAUUUAUAUUUUGCUUUCAGACUGUUGCAGCAGCAGUCUGGAGAAAAGUUGUCAGAUUUCCUACGGAGAAUGGAACGCUUGUUGUCAAAAGUAGUGCAAAGAGGUGGCCUUCCAGCCAAGAAUAUGGAUAAAGCACGGCUCGAACAGCUGCUUAAAGGUGCAGUAGGUUCAGACUUGAUGCUAAUUCAGCUCAGAUUGAGAGAGAGAAAAGACACUCCUCCAACGUUCCUUGAACUGCUUCGUGAAAUCCGUGCUGAAGAAGAAUAUGAAGCAUCUCGAGCUAAAUUAAACCCAUCAGUACGUGCAAUCCACCCAAAGACUCAGGUGGACCCCAAUCAUUCAGAGAUUCAGAAUCUGAGGGAUGAAAUUAGAGGAGUGAAGUCAAUGUUUGCUGCCUUUGCUUCACAACACCCUCAAAAUGUCGCAGAUAAACCUGAAAAAUGUUCUAAUGAGAGAGAAAGAGACAAAGAAACCAAUAUGGAUUCUGAAGUUGAGGCUUUAAAGAAACAAGUGAAACAGUUGCAACAGAAAGUCAAGUCAAAAGUGUCUUACCAGGCCGAAACAUCACCAACGGUAAGGACAGUAAAUGCUCCAAACAGAAAAUCCGAUGCAGAUGAGCGUUUUUGCUACCGCUGUGGAGAAAGUGGGCACAUGGCAGGAAAGUGCAGAAAUCCUGAAAAUCAGAAUAAGGUUAUCCAGAAGCUUAUACAAGCACUGAAAAAAGCUAAAACCGCCAGUCCACAGCCAACCACUGAAGAGACCACUGCAGAAACUGCCUGUAGCGUGAGAAGAAGUGAAGUAGCUAAUGUAGUUCCUCAUAGUGUACCAGACGGCUUAAUCGGUCCGCCAUCUAUUGAACAUGUGAAAGUAAAUGGACAUUUAUGUGACGCACUGCUCGAUAGUGGCUCCAGAGUUAGCAUAAUCUUUGAGUCCUGGUACAAGAGGUACCUGUCUGACACAUCUAUUAAUCCAGUUGCAAAUCUAGACAUAUGGGGUUUGAGUGAUUCCAGCUACCCCUAUCUUGGCUAUGUGAUUGUAGAUAUGGAGUUUCCCAAAAAAGUGACAGGAGCUCCAGCUCUUUUGUCUGUUCUAGCUCUGAUCUGCCCUGACCCACCUGGUCCAGAUCAGACCCCUGUCAUAAUUGGGACCAAUGCCAAAGCCAAUCUUCCAAAGCGUUUGUCUGAACUGUGUGAUGAAACACCUGAGGGGUUUGGUCAGACUUUAGGAAUACACAGCAUUUUGCCUGGAAAUGAAGGAAGGCAUUUGGAUCCAGAAGAGGAACAUAAUGGUGAAAUUGGACCUGUAAAAUGGGAGGGUCCUGGAAACUUGACACUAUCUGCUGGAGGUAAAUGUACAGCAACCUGCAAAGUGGAUGUGGAGAACCCUCUUCCUACCGACAUCUUGUUGGUGGAAUCUUCAGUGGGAAAUCCUCUUCCUGCCGGUGUUCUGUUGCAAGCCAUGGUAAUCCCAAGUAAUGCUGUAAAUGGUAACCAGCUGACUUUAUUGUUCCAGAAUGAAUCCUUGAGAGACAUCACAAUACCCCCUGGCACCAUUGUGGGUUGCCUGUAUGUUGCUGAUGUUGUCACCACGGCUUCCAAACAAAAUGUAAUAAAUAAGGAGUUUGAUGCUAGUCUAAUUAGCUUUGGAGACUCACCUGUGCCAGAGCAGUGGAAGGAAAGACUUUGUCAAAAGCUUUCUGAAAGAGCAGCCGUCUUUUCUCUUGAUGAGCUUGAUGUGGGACUAGCUAAAGGGGUGGAGCACACAAUUAGACUAUCAGAUUCACGCCCUUUUCGGGAACGAUCCAGAAGGAUUGCUCCUGCUGAUAUUAAUGAUGUACGCUGUCAUAUACAGAAACUGCUAGCUGCAGGCAUCAUUAAAGAGUCUAAAAGUCCAUAUGCAUCUCCAAUUGUAAUUGUGAGAAAAAGAAAUGGAGAUGUGAGAAUGUGUGUCGACUAUCGAACACUCAAUAGUCGAACCGUGCCCGAUCAGUACACUACACCACGUAUUGAUGAGGCUCUUGACUGCCUCUCCGGUAGUCGGUGGUUUUCAGUUUUAGACCUGAGGAGUGGCUAUUACCAGAUAGCUAUGAAAGAGGAGGACAAAGAAAAAACUGCUUUUAUCUGUCCCUUGGGUUUUUAUCAGUUUGAGCGGAUGCCACAGGGCAUCACAGGAGCCCCUGCUACUUUCCAGCGUUUAAUGGAAAAAGCAGUGGGUGACAUGAAUCUGCUCCAAGUACUGGUUUAUCUGGAUGACCUGAUUGUGUUUGGGCGCACUCUUGAAGAACAUGAGGAAAGACUCUUAAAGGUUCUUGACAGACUCCAAGAGGUGGGGCUCAAAAUUUCCUUAGAUAAAUGCCAAUUCUGUCAGACAAAGGUUAAGUAUGUGGGACAUAUUGUAUCAGUAAAGGGUGUUGCAGCUGAUCCAGACAAAAUAGAAGCUGUCACCAAAUGGCCUACUCCUACUAAUUUGAAGACCCUGCGGUCAUUUUUAGGAUUUUGCGGAUAUUACAGACGGUUUAUCCACAAUUAUUCCUCCAUUGUUCGGCCUUUAACAGAUCUAACUAAAGGUUAUGGCCCCACACAGCGUGGGAGGAAACCGAAAAACGGUGAGAAUAGAGUCUACUUGGAUGAAAGGGAAUCGUUUGGAGAAAGGUGGGAUCAGACAUGCACUGAUUCGUUUGAGAAAAUCAAACACUGCCUCACAAGCGCCCCAGUUCUAGCAUUUGCCGAUCCAAGCAAACCAUACAUAUUGCAUGUAGAUGCUAGUUUAAAUGGACUAGGUGCUGUUCUAUAUCAGGAGUAUCCAGAGGGACUGAGGCCAGUUGCAUUUGCCAGUCGCAAACUUAGCUCUUCUGAAAGAAACUAUCCCAUUCAUCAGUUGGAGUUUCUGUCACUGAAGUGGGCAGUUGUGGAAAAAUUCCACGAUUAUCUCUAUGGAGCUCGCUUCACUGUUCGGACUGACAACAAUCCCCUAACUUAUGUCCUCACAACAGCAAAGCUCAAUGCUACAGGUCAUCGUUGGCUGUCAGACUUAUCAGCUUAUGAUUUUGACAUCAUAUACAGACCUGGAAAAGCCAACAUUGAUGCUGACCUGUUGUCACGCAUGGAAACAAGAGGGAAAGGGGAUGAGUGGCAAAGUAUCUCUCAAGAUGGAGUGAAGUCCAUAUGUCAGAGGGUUGGAACCCUGGAUGACUGUACAGAUUCUCCUAAAUAUGCAGAACAGCUUGGAGCUCCUCCCGAGUGCAUACCUGAUGCAUAUGCUUUUCCUACCCGUCUGCAGCUCAACUCACUGGUACACCUGUCCAGAGAGGAGUUAAUGACUGCGCAAAGUAAAGAUUCCCUCAUAGGACCAACCAUCCAAGCACUAAAUUGUGGAAAAUGGCCAGAUGACAUCAAAUCUAAUUCAGACAUGAUGGUUAUGAGAAGAGAGGUUGGAAAAUUGGUCAUGGAAAAUGGACUGUUACACAGAGUGAGUGAAAGUCAGUCAGCAGGGAAAACCCACCAACUUGUCCUGCCUGCUGAAUUUAGGACUAUUGUGUUGAAAUCCCUCCAUGAUGAUUUAGGUCAUCUUGGCAUAGAGAGAACCAUUGAUAUGCUCAGAAACAGGUUCUUCUGGCCAAGAAUGGCUACUGAUGCUGAACAGUACAUCAAAAACUGUGGAGAGUGUGUGUUACGAAAAUCCCCAUGUCCAAGGGUAGCCCCUUUACACCAGAUUGUUAGUACUGGGCCUAUGGACCUGGUUUGUAUAGAUUUUCUCUCCAUGGAACCUGACUCAAAAGGCAUAAGUAAUGUGUUAGUAAUAACCGACCAUUUCACCAGAUAUGCUCAAGCAUUUCCUACUAAGAAUCAGAAAGCCCUUACGGUUGCUAAGGUUUUAGUAGAGAAAUAUUUUGUGCAUUAUGGACUUCCAAAUCGUAUCCACUCAGAUCAGGGAAGAGACUUUGAGUCUAGACUCAUUAGAGAACUGUUGACUCUACUAGGCAUAAAAAAGUCUCGCACAACACCAUAUCACCCACAGGGCGAUCCUCAGCCCGAGAGGUUCAACAGGACUUUAUUGUCAAUGCUUGGAACUUUGAAUAAAGAAAAGAAAAGACAAUGGAGCCAGCAUGUUGUUCCCCUUGUACAUGCUUACAAUAGCACCAAGUGUGACGCAACAGGAUUUUCUCCCUACUUCCUUAUGUUUGGCAGGGAGGCCAAACUUCCAGUGGAUCAGUGUUUUGGAGCACAUUUAGACGAAGAUGGAGACCAACAGCACUCGUCUUAUGUUGCAAAAUUGAAAGAUGACCUGCAAAAAGCUUAUAAAAUGGCCCAAGAAGCAGCAAACAAAGUGCAUCUACGUAACAAGAAAGCCUAUGAUAAAAGGAUUGGAUUUCACAAUCUGGAACCUGGUGACAGGGUUUUGCUGAAAAAUCUUGGACUGAGAGGUAAACAGAAACUUCAGAAUCGUUGGUGUGAUGUUCCCUAUGUUGUUGUGGGAAAGAUGCCAAAUCUGCCUGUCUAUAAGGUAAAACCACAGAAUGGAAGAGGGAAGUUCAAAACAUUGCACAGGGAUAAUCUUCUGCCGAUUGGAGAAUAUGUGCGGAUCCCAGUAAGUGAUAAACCUCUGGAAGUGCACACCAGGUCUGCAGCAAGCCCCAAAACGAGGUCUAAACGAGCAACCACCGAGCAUUCCAAGCAGGUGGCGUAUGAAAUGUCAACUGAAUCAUCUGACUUUGAGUGGGAAUUUCCACAAAGACCAUACAGAACUUAUCUGGAGAGAAUGCUCCAAAGAGACAGCAAAAAUGGUCAUGAACAUGAAAAGACUUCUCUCAAUGUUGCAAUGGAGGACCUAUCAGAGAGAGCAAGCCCUAUUCCGGAUGAGCAAGACUCUGAUACAGGACCACAAACAGAAUCUGAACCCGAUAGUGUCUCUAGUGAAGAUGAUAUGCAAUGUGCUAGCAACUCUAAGAGGACCCAUGGUCUAACACGUUCAAGACCAAAACGUACGUUAAAACCAGUAGUGAGACUUACGUAUGAUGAACUUGGCAAAGUAAGUGAACAACCGCUUACGAUUGUUCACAGGGGUGUUGUCAUAAAAAUACAGAGCUAAUGUACUUGCUAAAAG
This is a messenger RNA of Cyprinodon tularosa, 6799 nucleotides long. RefSeq lists its product as uncharacterized. The record is from RefSeq and is a predicted model, not a curated record. Gene Ontology annotation, biological process: DNA integration. Lineage: Eukaryota; Metazoa; Chordata; Actinopteri; Cyprinodontiformes; Cyprinodontidae. The transcript has a single exon. The coding region runs from base 947 to 6784 and encodes 1945 amino acids. Gene Ontology annotation, molecular function: nucleic acid binding; zinc ion binding.